GUCUGUAUUCACAACUCUUUGUUGUUAACCAGGUCUAUCGUCGACGCUCAAUAUGGCCUCACAUUUGGCAAACAUCUUUGGAACUGAACAGGACCGAGUGAACUGUUCCUUCUACUAUAAAAUCGGUGCUUGUAGACACGGGGAUCGCUGUUCCCGAAAACAUAUCAAGCCUUCUUUCUCCCAAACUAUACUCCUGCCCAAUGUUUACCACAACCCCGCUCACGACCCAGUGUGCAAGCUGACGGAGCAGGAGCUGCAGGAGGGAUUCGAUGCUGUAUAUGAGGACCUGUACUGCGAACUGGCGAAGUUUGGGCAUCUUUUGGAGCUUCAUGUAUGUGAUAAUGUCGGUGAUCAUCUCAUCGGCAACGUAUAUGCUCGCUACGAAUGGGAGACGGAAGCACAAGCUGCAGUUGAUAAUUUGAACAAUCGGUGGUAUGCUGGCCGUCCCUUAUAUGCUGAAUUAUCUCCGGUCACAGACUUCAGAGAAGCCUGCUGUCGACAAAAUGAGAAUGGAGAGUGCAACCGCGGAGGUUUCUGCAAUUUCAUGCAUUUACGGUUACCCUCGAAGGAGUUAGCACGCCAGUUACGACACGGGCAAGAAUUGGAGCGCAAAUUGCAUCCACCGAAGACUGAUGGCGGUGCUGGCGGAUGGGAGCCUCCGAAGCGAAGUGGUCGCAGCGCGAGUCCAAGGAGAGGUGGACGAGACGGUGAGGAUAGGUGGACCCGCAAGGGAACGGGAGAGGAUCGGUGGACGCGGAAAGGUGGUGAAGGUGAGGACCGAUGGACGAGGAAGUAGAGUCCUUGCAUUGCUCAGUGCCGUUAUCCGCGUGCGUUGGCCAUUGUAUCAUUCCGUGGUGUAUUAAUUUCGUUCCCUAUCGUUGGGACAUAUCAAUCAGGUCAAUGCUAGCUCGAUUUGCGCUUGAUUGACUCGUCACCUUUACGGAGCAUGCCUUCCGUAUCGAAUGAUGUGACACCUUUCAUCAUUGUCGUUGACUCAUGGCAUGUACUAAGUAGCCCCGCCGGUUGGCAUAAUCACCCGG
This is a messenger RNA of Gloeophyllum trabeum ATCC 11539, 1040 nucleotides long. Its product is annotated as RNA-binding domain-containing protein. The record is from RefSeq and is a predicted model, not a curated record. Gene Ontology annotation, molecular function: pre-mRNA 3'-splice site binding; metal ion binding. Gene Ontology annotation, biological process: mRNA splicing, via spliceosome. NCBI's taxonomy places the organism in Eukaryota, Fungi, Basidiomycota, Agaricomycetes, Gloeophyllales, Gloeophyllaceae. Gene Ontology annotation, cellular component: U2AF complex; spliceosomal complex. The coding region runs from base 53 to 796 and encodes 247 amino acids. The transcript is spliced from 5 exons.